AUGUCUGUGCUCCCGGUGAAACCCGCCCUGCGUCAUGGUGUCCCAGCCUGGACCAGUAACAACCAGGAGUUAUCCAGCACCGCGCAACAUGAACGCCAUGUGUCCCAUCUGAUCAGACAGGAGGGCCGGGCAUUGCGUAAUGAGACCACCUGUCAGACAAACUGGGAUGAGACAGACACAAAUCAGCGACUCAGUGACCGGAUAUGGGAUGUGACUCAGUGGAGAGACGCUCUGGACCUCUGUGCAAAGAAAGUCGACGAAGAGAUGGACGCCCUGACACUGUGUAAAGAGCAGAUGGAGCAGGCUCUGGCCUCCACCGUGGUUCCUCUGGAGGUGGGGACUGAAUGUCUGACCUUGAGGGAGGGGCGGACUGGGUAUGAGCUCAUCCUAGACCCUGUAGACCAAGAGCUGAAAACUGAAGUUGCUCUGAUCCAAAGAGUACAGCAGACUCUACAGCAGCUCAUAGACAAGGCCUUUGAGCAUCUGUGUGUUUUACAAGAGAAUCGUCAGCAGCUCACAGCGGACCUCCAAAACAAGAUGGAUGCCCUGGACAUUGACAUGACCUGUCUGUCUCUCACAAGAAAGUCCCCCCAAAUAUCACUCAAGCCCAACCCCAUCAGGAUCCCCUCUGGGUCCUGUACCCCUCAGGAGUGGCUGCAGUUCAGUCAGUACAAUGUUGCUCGAUCGGGGGAGGCCAUGCACCUGUCCCAGCAAAUGCGAGAGGAGAUGAAACUGACACGCGCACAGCUUCAAAAUGAGUUGGAUAAACAGCGCAGUGCCACUGAGUUUGCCCUCCGAAAACGCACCCAUCAGGAAGAACAAGCCCGGGACGAGCUGGAGUGGCAAAUCAGAAAUACUGAGAAUGAGAUGUCUGAUAUGGAGGGGGACAUAAAGGGACUGGAUGCAGAUUUACAGGCGAAAACUGCGUCCCUGAAACUGGCCCACACUCGACUGGAGAACAGGACCCAGAGACCCGGGAUGGACCUGUGCAGAGACGAGGUCCAGCAUGGACUCAUUUAUGAAGUCCAUCAGCUGGAAUCAACGAUCGUGUCUCUCAAACAGAAACUCACAGAAGCACAAAACUCUCUGCAGAGGUGUAAGUUGCACCACAGCCGGAUGUUGCAGGACCUGUCCCGUAAACAGCAGGCCUUGUCUCUGGAGCAGCGUAGCCUAAACACCAGGACUCGCCUCCUCACCCCCCUCCAAAACACAGACAGACCCCCUGUGCCCCUCGUCCCACUCACCAACUCCAGCGGGAGGAGCCACCUGCAGCUGCUGGCUCAGUAG
Messenger RNA from Periophthalmus magnuspinnatus, 1287 nucleotides. RefSeq names its product tektin 2 (testicular) (gene tekt2). NCBI's taxonomy places the organism in Eukaryota, Metazoa, Chordata, Actinopteri, Gobiiformes, Gobiidae. Gene Ontology annotation, cellular component: microtubule cytoskeleton; nucleus. Bases 1 to 1287 code for a protein of 428 amino acids. The transcript has 9 exons. Gene Ontology annotation, biological process: cilium movement involved in cell motility; cilium assembly. The record is from RefSeq and is a predicted model, not a curated record.